CCACAUCGGCGGUCGAAUUCAGGGGACCGUUGGCCGGGGAUCUUCGCGGCGCCCAGCGGCUUCUUCGAGAUGUACACCGUGGUUUCAUGAUGCACGGAGGGAAACUUUCACGUUGGUCGCAGAGCCGAAAUUAACGACCUAUGGCACUGGAGGUUUGACCCUUUUUGACAAAAGGGGGGGGGGGGGGGGGGGGGGGUUGGUUCGGUAAGCUUUCUCGGUUCUGUGGGGUCUUGGAAGCACCUAGAACACCCGUUGACACUUUGAAGUGACGGUAGCACUAUAUGAACUGGCGGAGGCACUUUAAUCCGGACAUUUGCUCCAAAAUUCACUUUUUCCGACCGUAGGACAAACUAUCCUCUAUUUGUUCACCCGGUUUUCCCGAACACCUCUCGAAUCCUUCCACUUCGAAGAAAACAUGUGGUUCCUUCCUCAUCCCGGACUUUAAUGAUCUUCUCCAACUCUCAUCUUCUCCCUAUCUCCUCUUCCUCUCCAAAUCUUCUCCUCCGAAAUCCUCUUUGCUUCCUCCCGCUCCACUUUUUCUUUACUCUAAUCAUUCUCCUGGAUUUGGCGUUGUUACAUUUCAGUUUUGUUCUCUUUUCUAAGCAUUUUUGUGCAAGGGGCAUAUAGAAUAACAGAUUUGACAUUUUUUUGAAUAUCGCAGAGGUUCUCAAGUGUUUUUUUUUGGUUUAAGCUUGGUAUGCACCUGGAACGGAAAGCAGCCAAGUAAAAAAUCCUCUAAUUACCAAAGUAAUUUUGACAAUCGAGCUUGAGAGCAGAAACAGAAGAAGAAGAAGAAAAUAAUCGACGAAAUGUUUGUUUACAAACAAAUUCGGAUUAUUUUUUUUGGUUUCGUGUCGGCUUGCAUAGGAUCCUGCCAGAUCCUGCGGGCUAGCAAAUACAAAUACAACAGUAGCACCAGCAGCGCUGGCAGUAGUGGAAGUACCCUCAACAGUAGCACCGGAAGCAACAACGUCAAGCAUUGCUCGUCGUCGGAACCGUUUGCGUGGUCUGCUUCAAGCCGAUCCAGUUCUACGCCAGUGCGACCAUCUGUGUACUUCGAGUGUUUUACCCGGAUUCGGGUGCUGUGUCGGCAGAACGAUUGUCCCAUCUGUCGGCGGGAUUUGGCCAAGGUAAUCUCGAAGACGCUGGCCCCGUAUCGGGAGCUGGACGUGAAGAAUCAGUUUGAGUUGUACGAUAAGCAGUAUCGGACGGACGGAGAGGUGCAGCAGGCGUUUUUUGAGCUACUGGACAAUAAGUGUCCCAGGUGCGACGAGAAGAACUUCUUCAAGCUCGACAUCCUGCAGGAGCAUGGCCAUCCACCGGCGGAUCGGCAAUCCGGACAUCGUCGGCCAUCGGGGCCAUCCGCUUUGCGAGUACUGCGACAAAUUGUUCCUGGACAAGGACGAACUGUUUCGGCAUCUGCGGAAGAUGCACUUAUUUUGCCACUUUUGCGAUGCCGAUGGGACCAACUACUUCUACGGUGACAAUGAAUCGAGCGAGCGAGCAGGAAUAGUUUACGGCGGUGUUCCGAUCGGAAAUAAUCUGCGGGCGCAUCGAGCUUCGGCCCACGGCAAGAGUAAGAAUAAGCUGACCAAUAAACAGACCAGGACUUUAGAGUUGGAGUUCAGUUACCGUCAUUCUGGUUCGGGACCUUUGGGAAGUGGCCCCGGCGGUGGUCGAAAUCGUGGUGGAGAAAAUAGCGAUCGCGGGGAUGGCGGUGGACACCGCGGAGGCUACGACACGCAGAGAGAUGUCGAUGCGAUUUGUCUCCGGUAGCUGUGUAGAAUCAGAAAUGAUCCGGGAUGGGAGGAAAUUUUGAAGAUCACACCGAUUGAUUCCUCUCUGCCACCGUGGACUGUCUGGAAGAGGCGGUAGCAAGACAUAUAUCCUGAGCACUACUUCAUCCCAUCCAAACUGGAAUCGUCUCCAGCCAAUGAGAUCCUAGUGAAAAACACCCUAUGGCCAAAGAUGCAGAAACUACGCGCUGGAGGAAGGAUGCGAUUUACAGCUGGUGAUCCAAGCAAAUGAGUGUCCACAGUAUGAUCAUUUAGUGCUGAUUGGACGCACGAUUCGGUCCAUGCUUCCGGAUCACAAAAUAGGAAGGUGAUUUUAUAGUGUAUAGGAAGGACUUAAAGCAGAUUUGCGGGGUGCUGGAUUGGAAAGGAGAAUUUGUGAUGGCAUUUGGAAGAAGUAAAGUAGAGGAUCCGGUAGUUUGAUCAAUGGUUUAUGAAAUAGAUAUGUAUUGUGUUUUGCAUUCAUACAUUAACAAUACAAUAAAAUGUUAAACUAAUAAACUGUAAAAGUUCCAAUAUGUAGGAGUAAGAACUGAUCUGUUAUUACAGCUAGUUAAAAUAUAUAUUAAGUGUAAGUACGAGCAAAAAUGUUUUCUUAGACGUUGAUACAUCAUGAAUUUUCUUAGUGUUUUAGGGAUUCUUCCAGGAGUUUAUCCUGUCCUACUUUAAAGAGUUCCUUCUGGUAUUCAUCCAGGAGUUUUAAUGGGAUGCCAUAUAAACAGUAACUUCUGGAAGGAGUUCUUUUCGGGAUAACUUUAAAAAAUACUAAAGGGAUUUCUACAUCUAUGCAUUUUGGGAUUCCUAUGGAAAUUCUACUGAAAAUCUUAAUGAUCCUGGAAAGAAUCAUUUCUGGAAUUCAUUCAGUCGUCAUUCGUCGUCAACCUCAGCAUGGUCUAGCUGAACAUACCGCUUUGGCUAUUGAAGCCCUUCUUCCAGGAGCUCUUGAGAUUCAUUCUUCCCUGAAAUUCCUCCAAAAGUUUCUCGGGAAUUUUCGAGGAGUUUCCGGGAAUGCCUCCAGGAGUUUCACAGGAAUUCCUUCAGGAUUUUCCCGGAAUAAGCCUCCAGAAGUUCUCCGAGAAUUCCUCAAAAAGUUCCUCGGAAUUUCC
Aedes albopictus (Asian tiger mosquito) is the source of this 2899-nucleotide messenger RNA. RefSeq names its product E3 ubiquitin-protein ligase ZNF598-like. The record is from RefSeq and is a predicted model, not a curated record. Lineage: Eukaryota; Metazoa; Arthropoda; Insecta; Diptera; Culicidae. The coding region runs from base 810 to 1484 and encodes 224 amino acids. The transcript has 2 exons.